Molecule: messenger RNA, 1972 nt
Organism: Benincasa hispida (wax gourd)
Lineage: Eukaryota; Viridiplantae; Streptophyta; Magnoliopsida; Cucurbitales; Cucurbitaceae
Product: E3 ubiquitin-protein ligase RGLG2-like
Biological process (GO): protein ubiquitination
Cellular component (GO): nucleus
Molecular function (GO): ubiquitin-protein transferase activity
Source: RefSeq, a predicted model, not a curated record
AAUUGAACAGGUCAACCAUGUUAGUUUCUUGGUCUUUGUUUAUUAGAUUUUUCCCCAAAAGAUUUGCUUCGUAUAAAAUACCCAAAUAUUUUCCUUACAUUCUCUGGAUGGCUCUGUUUUUCGAGAUCAUUUGCAGGUGAAUUGUUGAAUUUGUGUGUACUUUGUUUUGCUUAAUACUGAAGGAAUUGUUCAGAGUUUUUGAGUUAUGGGAGGUAAGAAUUCUAGGGAAGGAGGUCAAAGAGAGCUCUAUUCAUAUGGGUCUGGUAAUUCUUCAACAUGGGAUCAAUACAAUUUUCCUCCACCAUCUCCACAUGUUCAUCAAUAUCCAUAUGCAGAACCUUCUGAUUAUGGCUCACAAACGCCUCAACCACAGAGAAGGCUGGACAGAAAAUAUUCAAGAAUAGCAGAUAAUUACCAAUCCUUGGAUGAGGUGACUGCUGCUCUUGCUAAAGCCGGACUGGAGUCAUCUAAUCUCAUUGUGGGAAUUGAUUUCACGAAGAGCAAUGAGUGGACAGGUUCAAGGUCGUUUAAUCGACGUAGUUUACACCACAUUGGGAACGGGCAGAAUCCAUAUGAACAAGCUAUAUCUAUAAUAGGACAGACAUUAUCAGCUUUCGACGAGGAUAACUUGAUUCCCUGCUUUGGAUUUGGAGAUGCAUCAACCCAUGAUCAAGAUGUUUUUAGCUUCUAUGAGGAUGACAGGAUAUGUAAUGGAUUUGAGGAAGUUUUGCAUCGUUACAGGGAAAUUGUUCCCAACUUAAAACUUGCAGGGCCUACAUCUUUUGCACCAAUAAUUGAGAUGGCCAUGACAAUAGUUGAGCAAUCUGGUGGUCAGUACCAUGUUUUGCUGAUAAUUGCCGAUGGGCAGGUCACAAGAAGCGUUGACACGCAUAACGGUCAACUGAGUUUACAAGAACAAAAGUCAAUCGAUGCAAUUGUAAGGGCGAGCGAGUACCCGUUGUCAAUAAUCUUAGUUGGUGUCGGAGAUGGGCCUUGGGAUAUGAUGAAGGAAUUUGAUGAUAACAUCCCAGCCCGAGCUUUCGAUAAUUUUCAGUUUGUCAAUUUCACCGAGAUGAUGUCGAAAAAUGUAAACAAUGUCAGAAGGCAAACAGAAUUUUCCCUCGCUGCAUUGAUGGAAAUACCUUCUCAAUACCUGGCAACUCUAGAGCUUGGCUUAUUGGGAAGACAAAGAGGGAUUUCACCAGAAAGAGUACCUCUUCCCCCUCCUGUGUACAAUGGCUACUCAAGAACCCCGCGCUCAAACAAUUUUCCGACCAGAACACCUUCACUUGGUAGAUACAACCAAGGAGUUGGCACAACUUCAUCCUCAAGUUCUCAUUAUGACAACCAGCUUUGCCCCAUUUGUCUCACAAAUCCAAAGGAUCUGGCUUUUGGUUGUGGCCAUCUGACAUGUUGCGACUGCGGAGAAAAUCUCGAGUUGUGCCCCAUAUGCCGAAGCUUUAUUCAGACUAGAAUAAGGCUUUACUAAGUCUUGCCAUACUGUAUAAAUGGGUCAUUUAUCCUAUUUUUUGGCUCCUUGAAACUUACAUUGAAGGUCGAGGCUUCAACACAACUUGAGGGUAUAGAGUAUUAUAUCGUCUUGAUUGUGUUUUGAACCUACCCCAUUUGAUGACAGUUUCAAAGAACAUCAAUAUUGUUCUACUGAGAGUUUGUACAUAUGGGAUGUUUUUCUGUCUGCUUCAUCACAAGAUCAAACACAACUAUAGCCAUUGAUUCGAAAUUAUAAACACAAUGACACGUAGAGGAUUCAAUGACACGUAGAGGAUUUGCAGAAGCUUCAAAGAUGGAGAUCGUGUUAAUCUUAUCAUUAAGCUUAUUUCUUUCUUAGAAUCCUUUUUGUGUGUGUGUGUACAUAUUGGUCUUUAGGUUGUUGCAUAAAUCUUUCAAACUUGUUUAUCUUUAUCUUCAACAAAGCAGACGUUUUUUCCUUCAAUAAAAUUCAUCAUUGUCA